Messenger RNA from Ixodes scapularis (black-legged tick), 871 nucleotides. RefSeq lists its product as uncharacterized. The transcript is spliced from 2 exons. NCBI's taxonomy places the organism in Eukaryota, Metazoa, Arthropoda, Arachnida, Ixodida, Ixodidae. The record is from RefSeq and is a predicted model, not a curated record. The coding region runs from base 8 to 871 and encodes 287 amino acids.
GUUCACGAUGAAGACCUCCACGCUCUUCGUUGCUGCCGCCGUCUCCCUGCAGUUGCUGCUGUCCUUCCACCAGGCCGAAGGACUCUUCUUCACCAGUCUAGCCCUCCUGCCCUUCGGAGCUCUCGCCAGCCUCGGAGGACUCGCCGCGAUCAAGGUUGCCAUCGCCAUGAAGCUCCUGGGCCAUCUCGGCUGGUUUAAAGUGAGUCGCUACGGAGUAGGUCUUCGAGCUUCGAUCGACAACCAGAAGUUUCCGGAGCGGUUGGUGCCGGCGCCUCCCAAGUCCAAGGGUCUCUUCGAUGGCCCGAGCAUUAAGGUUCCCGUGAACAUCCUCCCUUACGUCCUCGGAGUUCCUUUCAAGAAGGCCACAACUUUCAAGCUGCCGGGGAAAGACUUCGUCCUGCGCGCCGACCAGUCUGCCAAGCUUGCUUCGAGUCACAGUUCUUAUACGUCCCAUGGCGCCGCGGGCAUCGAUGGAACCAAGUGGUCCUUUCUUCAGCACGCAGGAAAUCUGAAGACUCCCCUGGUGAACGUGGAUGACCGGAAGAAGGUUUCAUACAAGAGCAAGCGCAGUGCCCCUUCGGACCUGAAGAUCGUUGACCAAGCGUUCGCUCUGGUGCAUGAGCUGGACGCAGACGGCUGUGUCCUCCGACUCACGUGUGAAGUGAGUGCCAACCCCACUGACUACGGCAAGUACGGCGAGCGGGUGGACGGUUUCGUCAACUCCAUGGGACCCGUGAGCGAGUCGUCAUCCGUCUUCAACUACGCCAAGGCCUACCGCAAGGGCAAGUCCGCCGGGCAGGAUGCGUGCAGUUCUGAUUACUCGACCUGCAAGCUGGACCUCAAGGGACUCGCAGCCAUGAUUGACUCCUGA